Exophiala viscosa is the source of this 363-nucleotide messenger RNA. RefSeq lists its product as uncharacterized. The record is from RefSeq and is a predicted model, not a curated record. NCBI's taxonomy places the organism in Eukaryota, Fungi, Ascomycota, Eurotiomycetes, Chaetothyriales, Herpotrichiellaceae. The transcript is spliced from 3 exons. The coding region runs from base 1 to 363 and encodes 120 amino acids.
AUGUCCAGCGGAACCUCAGGCAGUGACGAGAAGAUCUCGGCUAGCAAGAUCGAGCCUCUCUCCUCCGAAGUCAAGACGAACACACCACACGAUCAAGGCUCAAGAGGUGUUGCAGGCACAGAUCACAGCAUUGAUCAGAGCCGGAUCGAACCUCUGGGCGGUGCAGGUCAAUACCAACACCCGGCUCCACAUGCUGAUUCUCAGGGCGUAGUGGGCAGAGACGAGACAAUUGAAGGAGCCAAAUUGGAGCCUCUGGAGGGGAAGGGCAGCGAGCCAACGAGCAAAUCCACAGGUCUGGAUGAUGAGCAGGUCGAUGCCUCAAGAAUCAACCCACUGGGCGAGGUGAGAGAGGAAACGUCUUGA